ACACCAGUUGACGACGACGAGCUGGGGCCGGAACCAUGAGGGCUGCAUCAGUGAAUUCUCAAUUCCGAACACUAAGGUCCUUCUCUACCAGUACAGCUGCCAAAACACUACGAAUACCAGCGACCGUUGCCCGAAAGCCAUCGAAAUGUCCAGCUCUGCAUUCCCCAUUAUCUUCCCCGUUCGUGGGAGUGGGCUACCCGUUGGCUCUGAGCAGACUAGGCGAAAUCAGGGGCCUUGCAUCUGUAGCAGCUGCUCCAGCUGUGUAUGUUUCCGCUGAUUGAUAAUUAGUUUGCUUCAAGCCCUGAUGUCUUUUUUUUUCCAGUUCGGAGGAGCCAGACAUCAUCCCGCAGGAGGAAAUUCUCGCAAAGAUGGAUCCCAAAGAAACGGCUCGAUUGGCGAGGGUUCGGAAUAUCGGAAUUGCUGUCGGUUUCUUCCUCUACCUUCGCGGCUCCGGGAAUUGGGGGGCGAUAAGCUAACAAUUUGUCCAGGCGCACAUCGAUUCCGGAAAAACUACGUGUACAGAACGGGUCCUCUUCUACACUGGCAGAAUCAAGUCCAUCCACGAAGUCCGUGGCAAGGACGCUAUUGGCGCAAAGAUGGACUCGAUGGACUUGGAGCGGGAGAAGGGUAUCACCAUCCAGUCUGCUGCUACAUUCUGCGACUGGGAGAAGAAGGAGAAUGGCUCUGACGAAAAGUACCACAUCAACUUGAUUGAUACGCCUGGGCAUAUUGACUUCACAAUUGAGGUCGAGCGAGCACUGAGAGUUCUUGAUGGUGCGGUUAUGAUUCUUUGCGCUGUUUCCGGAGUGCAGUCUCAGACUAUUACUGUCGAUCGACAGAUGAAGAGGUAUAACGUACCCAGGAUAUCCUUCGUUAACAAGAUGGACCGUAUGGGGGCGAAUCCUUGGAAGGCGAUUGAGCAGAUCAACAGUAAGCUGAAGAUCCCUGCCGCGGCCAUUCAGGUACCCAUUGGUGGAGAGGACUCUUUCCAGGGUGUUGUUGAUUUAGUUAGGAUGAAAGCGAUUUUCUUUGAAGGUCACAAGGGGUGAGAUUUUGUGCUCUGAGUUCUGAACUAUAUCUGCAACUAACUAUACGCCCAGUAUCAAUGUAGUGGAGAAGGAGCUCUCAGAGAUUCCAGCAGAAGCUAAGAAACUCGCCGAGGAGAAGCGGGAAGUUCUCAUUGCGGCGCUAGCAGAUGUUGAUGACACAAUUGCAGAGCUGUGGCUAGAGGAAAAGACACCCGCACUGGAACAGAUCAAGGCAGCCAUCCGUCAAGCGACUCUUGCACGUAAAUUCACUCCGGUGCUCAUCGGUUCCGCUUUGGCAGAUAAGGGAGUCCAACCAGUGCUCGAUGCUGUUUGUGACUACCUUCCCAACCCAUCUGAUGUUCCAGCUGUUGCCCUUGACCGUCGACGAAACGAAGCCCCGGUUUCUCUAGUCCCAUACAAUUCGCUCCCAUUUGUUGGUUUGGCUUUCAAGUUGGAAGAGGGCAACUUCGGUCAAUUGACCUAUAUCCGUGUUUACCAGGGAACCCUGAAGAAGGGCAUGCACGUCUACAACGCAAAAUCGGGAAAGAAGAUUAAGGUUCCAAAGAUCGUCCGAAUGCACUCUGACGAGAUGGAGGAAGUGCCCUCAAUCGGAGCUGGAGAAAUCUGCGCUGUGUUUGGUGUUGACUGUGCUUCUGGCGAUACCUUCACCGACGGAGGGCUCCCUUACUCCAUGGUUUGUUUGCCCCCACCAGCUAUCCAGAAGCGGGGCUAAUAAACCCAGACCUCAAUGUUCGUUCCCGACCCUGUAAUCUCUCUCUCCAUCAAACCCAAAAACAAGGAAACGGCUGCCUUCUCCAAAGCCAUGAACCGCUUCCAACGCGAAGAUCCAACCUUCCGCUGCAAAGUCGACCCAGAGUCCCAAGAAACCAUCAUAUCGGGGAUGGGUGAGCUCCACCUGGAAAUCUACGUCGAGCGACUCCGGCGCGAAUACGGAGUCGACUGCGUAACCGGAAAGCCCGAAGUGGCCUACCGCGAGACCAUCGACUCCCGUCAGGAAUUCGACUAUAUCUUCAAGCGCCAGACCGGCGGUGCCGGAGACUACGCCCGCGUGAUGGGCUACAUGGAGCCCACACGCGACCCGGAGGGCAAGAACGAUUUCGAAGAGCAAAUUGUCGGCGGCCACAUCUCGGAGAAAUUCCUCUACGCCUGCGAGAAGGGCUUCCUCAAGUCGACAGAAAAGGGUCCUAUGAUCGGGCACAAGGUGUUGGGCACGCGCAUGAUCAUAAACGAUGGCGCAACGCACAUGGUCGACUCGAGCGAGAUGUCGUUCAAGACAGCGACAGAGUACGCCUUCCGCGACACCUUCAAGCUCGCCAACCCCAUCAUCCUCGAGCCCAUCAUGAAAGUGGCCGUCUCCGCUCCCAACGAGUUCCAGGGAAACAUUGUCGGCCUCAUGAAUAAGCGCAACGCUGUUAUCGAGGACUCGGAUAUCGGCGCAGACGAGUUCACGCUCACGGCUACGUGCUCACUGAACGCCAUGUUCGGCUUCUCGAGUCAGCUGCGCGCAGCGACCCAGGGGAAGGGCGAGUUCAGCAUGGAAUUUAAGGAUUACCUUCCCACGCCGCCGCAGUUGCAGAGGGAGCUCAUCGCCAAUUUUGAGAAGGAGAGGGCUAGAAGGAAUGCUACUAAAUAGGUGAGUGUGGAAGUAAAUAUAGAUAUGAAGGGUACAUUUUGGUGGGUCCAGGCAGCAGGGAGGGGGGGAAUAAAGGGUUAUAUACAGGCUGGCGUACUUUAUUUAUUUUUUCUGAUUGAAUUUCUUUCCCUUUCCCCCUUUUCCCCUCCACCUUCCCUUCGUUUCCCUAUUUCCCCUCGACCUUCGAGGGUGGAGGUGGGCAAAUUUAGGUUAGCUAUCAUGGCGCAAGUAGCCCAACAGAGUCCAGUAUGAUGGCACGAUAUAGUAUAGUACAGACUACCUCCCUUAUUUCCAUCGAUUCCAGCUCUAUCGCGUACCAUAUCCAGCAAGAUUCUCAACUUUUAUCAUUUCUUUGGCUCGAGGAACACUUCUCUAGCCUCGCGGGUAGAUUUUCCCCAAUGCACUCAAUGAGUACAACAACUUUGCUCGAUGGUAAAAGUCCGAGUGAGAUGCUGUGAAUAUCACGGUUCGCAAUU
Molecule: messenger RNA, 3158 nt
Organism: Tuber aestivum (summer truffle)
Lineage: Eukaryota; Fungi; Ascomycota; Pezizomycetes; Pezizales; Tuberaceae
Source: the annotation of a GenBank genome assembly